AAUGCAAUACACUGUUUGAUUUCUUGACUCCUGCUUCUGUGGGCGUUAAUUGUGGAUCCAAGUAAAGUGAAAUCCUUGACAACAUCAAUAUUCUCUUCAUUUAUCAUGAUAUUGCUUAUUGGCCAAGUUGUGAGGAUUUCUGUUUCCCUUAUGUUGAGGCGUAAUCCAUACUGAAGGGUGUUUAUAGUCUUCGAUCUUCAUCAGUAAAUGCUUCAAGCCCUCUUUACUUCCCACAAGCAAGGUUGUGUCAUCUGCAUAUCACAGGUUGUUAAUGACUCUUCCUCUAAUCCUGAUGCCAUGUUCUUUUUCACAUAAUCCAACUUCUUUGAUUAUUUGCUCAGCAUACAGAUUGAAUAAGUAUGGUGAAUGUUCCUAAAGCCCACCGGACUUUCUGUAAGAAGUGUAGCAAGCACCAGCCCCACAAAGUGACACAGUACAAGAAGUGCAAAGAUUCUCUAUAUGCCCAGGGAAAGCAGCAUUAUGACAGGAAGCAGAGCAGAUAUGGUGGGCAGACUAGGCCGAUUUUCUGGAAGAAGGCUAAAACUACAAAGAAGAUUGUGUUGAGGCUUGAGCGUGUUGAGCCCAGCUUCAGAUCUAAGAGAACACUGGUGAUUAAGAGAUGCAAGGAUUUUGAGCUGGGAGGAGAUAAAAAGAGAAAGGGCCAAGUGAUCCAGUUCUAAGCUUCAUCUUGUUUUAUUACCAUGACAAUAAAAUCUUGAGGUUAUGUUCACUUCAAAAAAAAAAAAAAAAGAAGAAGUAGAAGAAGAAACAGGCAGGCUUUUCCUUGAGUCUGUCGUUAUAGAGAGUAUGAGUGAAAGGAUCACCAGGAGAGUUCAGACAGAAAAGGAGAAAGAUCAAGAGUUUACUGGGACAGAUGGAGCGCACAGCCAUGUUCCAGGCCUGGGGAAGGAUGUAGAACAGCCCGCCCUUAGGGAGGUUCCUGGUCAGUUGGGGAGACACAUUACACCACAAACAAGGAACAUGGUAUAAAAUAUGUGUUUUUUUUUCAUCAUGAAUCAUGGGACAAAUACAUAUCACCUGCUCCCUGAUAUCAUGUGCCAAGAAGGAUACAUCAUCACUUCGGUGGUGCACACCUUUCCUGACUUUAAACCAUGCAGUAUCUCCUUGUUCUGUUCAAACGACUGCCUCAUGGUCUAUGUACCAGUUCCUCAUGAGCACAAUUAAGUGUUCCGGAAUUCCCAUUCUUUGCAGUGUUAUCCAUAAUAUACUAUGAUCCACACAGUCAAAUGCCUUGAAUAGGCAAUAAAACACAGGUAAACGUCUUUCUAGUGUUCUUUGCUUUCAGCCAAGAUCCAU
Messenger RNA from Loxodonta africana (African savanna elephant), 1317 nucleotides. Its product is annotated as large ribosomal subunit protein eL42-like. Gene Ontology annotation, cellular component: ribosome; cytosolic large ribosomal subunit. The transcript has a single exon. The record is from RefSeq and is a predicted model, not a curated record. Gene Ontology annotation, molecular function: structural constituent of ribosome. Gene Ontology annotation, biological process: translation. Lineage: Eukaryota; Metazoa; Chordata; Mammalia; Proboscidea; Elephantidae. The coding region runs from base 360 to 680 and encodes 106 amino acids.